Messenger RNA from Cyanistes caeruleus (blue tit), 1018 nucleotides. The record is from RefSeq and is a predicted model, not a curated record. Lineage: Eukaryota; Metazoa; Chordata; Aves; Passeriformes; Paridae.
GGAAUAUUUGCUGGAAUAAUGGCAGUUCCUUUACUGCUUUCCCACUUGCAGUACUAAGAGUUUUGUGUCCUAGACUUGCUUUGGGAGCAAGGGUGUCAGUGCAUCCACUGCUUGUUCCAGUGGAUGGAUGUACUUUUUGGGCACACCUGGUUAACCUCCGAAAUGAAGCAGAGCUGUCAGACCUGUUUGUUUCCAAAGACUAAAGCCCAAACAAUCAAACCUCCUCCCCUCCUAUUUAUGUAUCACAGAAAAACAGUAGUUACUGCAUGUCCCAAAAAUAAUUGCUGGAGGUAUAGCUUUGGGGCACACUUCUUUCUAGCUAACUCUUUAACCUUGAUUUAAACAGAUGUUCUUUAAAUAAUCUUACUAGCUUCAUUUGGCUGAACAGAUUUCUUUCCCCAGUUCCCCCAUUAGUUACCUGGAAAAGAACAUGCUUGCAGAACUUCUACUAGCAUGAAGAAAAUGAGGUGUAAAGGCUUGUGAAUGCUGCUCGUAGUUCAUGUCUUGGAAGCUCACAUUUCUCUGUUUCUUCAGGUGCUACGCCAGUUUGUAAGACAUGAGUCUGAUACGGUUACCUCAUUGGUACUUGAAAGAUCCAUGAAUCGUGUUCAGCUGCUUGGUCGGGUUGGACAGGACCCUAUCAUGAGGCAAGUGGAAGGAAAAAAUCCUGUUACCAUAUUUUCCCUUGCAACCAAUGAGAUGUGGCGGACAGGAGAUAGUGAAGUGGGCCAGGGAGGUGAUAUCAGUCAGAAGACGACACUCUCUCGAAUCUUUGUAGAAGGGAAGAUAGAUUAUGGUGAAUAUACAGACAAGAACAAUGUGAGGCGACAGGCCACAACAAUUAUAGCAGAUAAUGUGAUUUUUCUGAGUGAUGGCUCGAUGAAAGACAAGGCGUGAUGUCCUUAGUGCUUGGAUCCAGGCCAUUUCAUUCCUUUGGUUUUUCAGUGCUUCAUAAUUCUGUAAUCACGUAUACAGCGGUAGUUUCUUUAAGAAAUAAAUAAAAUGUUUGUUACCUAGA